ACAUAAAGUUCUAAUGGAUCUCCAGAAUCAGAAACUGAAAGAGUUAAAUGACUGGCUGACAAAAACAGAAGAGAGAACAAGGAAAAUGGAGAAAGAGCCCCUUGGACCUGACCUUGAAGACCUAAAAUGCCAAGUACAACAACAUAAGGUGCUUCAAGAAGAUCUAGAACAGGAACAAGUCAGGGUCAAUUCUUUAACUCACAUGGUGGUGGUAGUAGAUGAAUCCAGUGGAGAUCAUGCAACUGCUGCUUUGGAAGAACAACUUAAGGUACUAGGAGAUCGAUGGGCAAAUAUCUGUAGGUGGACAGAAGAUCGCUGGGUUCUUUUACAAGACAUUCUUCUAAAAUGGCAGCGUUUUACAGAAGAACAGUGCCUUUUUAGUGCGUGGCUUUCAGAAAAAGAAGAUGCAAUGAACAAGAUUCAAACAACUGGUUUUAAGGAUCAAAAUGAAAUGUUAUCAAGUCUUCAAAAAAUGGCUGUUUUAAAAACAGAUCUAGAAAAGAAAAAGCAAACUAUGGACAAACUCAGUUCACUCCACCAAGAUCUUCUUUCAACACUGAAAAAUAAAUCAGUGACACAAAAGAUGGAAGCCUGGAUGGAAAACUUUGCACAGCAUUGGGAUAAUUUAGUCCAAAAACUUGAAAAGAGUUCAGCACAGAUUUCACAGACUGUCACCACCACUCAGCCAUCACUAACACAGACAACUGUAAUGGAAACGGUAACUAUGGUGACCACAAGGGAACAAAUCCUGGUAAAGCACGCCCAAGAGGAACUUCCACCACCACCUCCCCAAAAGAAGAGGCAGAUCAUUGUGGAUUCUGAAAUUAGGAAAAGGUUGGAUGUCGAUAUUACUGAACUUCACAGUUGGAUUACUCGCUCAGAAGCUGUAUUGCAGAGUCCUGAAUUUGCAAUCUAUCGGAAGGAAGGCAACUUCUCAGACCUUAAAGAAAAAGUUAAUGCCAUAGAUCGAGAAAAAGCCGAGAAGUUCAGAAAACUGCAAGAUGCCAGCAGAUCAGCUCAGACCCUGGUGGAACAGAUGGCGAAUGAGGGUGUUAACGCUGACAGCAUCAAACAAGCCUCAGAACAACUGAACAGCCGGUGGAUAGAGUUCUGCCAGUUGCUAAGUGAGAGACUUAACUGGCUGGAGUAUCAGAACAACAUCAUCAUCUUCUAUAAUCAGUUACAACAAUUGGAGCAGAUGACAACUACUGCUGAAAAUUGGUUGAAAACCCAACCCACCACCACAUCAGAGCCAACAGCAAUUAAAAGCCAGUUAAAAAUCUGUAAGGAUGAAGUCAACCGGCUGUCAGCUCUUCAGCCUCAAAUUGAGCGAUUAAAAAUUCAAAGCAUAGCCCUGAAAGAGAAAGGACAAGGGCCAAUGUUCCUGGAUGCAGACUUUGUGGCCUUUACAAAUCAUUUUAACCAAGUCUUUGCUGAUGUGCAGGCCAGAGAGAAAGAGCUACAAACAAUUUUUGACACUUUGCCACCCAUGCGCUAUCAGGAAACAAUGAGUACCAUCCGGACAUGGAUCCAGCAGUCAGAAAACAAACUUGCUAUACCUCAGCUUAGUGUCACUGAAUAUGAAAUCAUGGAGCAGAGACUUGGAGAGUUGAAGGCUUUGCAAAGUUCUCUGCAAGAACAACAAAGUGGCUUAAAUUAUCUCAGCACCACUGUGAAAGAGAUUUCAAAGAAAGCCCCCUCUGAAAUUAGUCAGAAAUACCAAUCAGAAUUUGAAGAGAUUGAAGGACGCUGGAAGAAACUCUCCUCGCAGCUGGUAGAACAUUGCCAAAAGCUAGAAGAGCAAAUGAAUAAACUUCGAAAAAUACAGAAUCACAUAAAAACACUGAAGAAAUGGAUGGCUGAAGUUGAUGUUUUCCUGAAAGAGGAAUGGCCUGCUCUUGGAGAUUCAGAAAUUCUAAAAAAACAGUUGAAACAGUGCAGACUUUUAGUCAAUGAUAUUCAGACGAUCCAGCCCAGUUUAAACAGUGUCAAUGAAGGUGGGCAGAAGAUAAAGUAUGAAGCCGAGCCAGAGUUUGCAUCCAGACUUGACACUGAACUCAAAGAACUUAACACUCAGUGGGAUUACAUGUGCCGUCAGGUCUAUGCCAGAAAAGAAGCCUUAAAAGGAGGUUUGGAUAAAACUGUAAGUCUCCAGAAAGAUCUAUCAGAAAUGCAUGAAUGGAUGACUCAAGCUGAAGAAGAAUACCUAGAGAGAGAUUUUGAAUAUAAAACUCCAGAUGAAUUACAGAGAGCAGUUGAAGAGAUGAAGAGAGCUAAAGAAGAGGCUCAGCAAAAGGAAAUGAAAGUGAAACUCCUUACCGAAACCGUAAAUAGUGUCAUAGCUCAAGCUCCACCUGCAGCACAAGAGGCCUUAAAAAAGGAACUUGACACUCUUACCACCAACUAUCAGUGGCUGUGCACCAGGCUCAAUGGGAAAUGCAAGACUUUGGAAGAAGUUUGGGCAUGUUGGCAUGAGUUAUUGUCAUACUUGGAGAAGGCAAACAAGUGGCUAAAUGAAGUAGAAUCAAAACUUAAAACUACUGAAAAUGUUCCUGGUGGAGCUGAGGAACUCUCUGAGGUGCUAGAAUCUCUUGAGAAUUUGAUGCAACAUUCAGAGGAUAACCCGAAUCAGAUUCGCAUAUUGGCACAGACCCUAACAGAUGGUGGUGUCAUGGAUGAACUGAUCAAUGAGGAACUUGAGACUUUUAAUUCUCGUUGGAGGGAACUACAUGAAGAGGCCGUGAGGAGGCAAAAGUUGCUUGAACAGAGUAUCCAGUCUGCCCAGGAGAUUGAAAAAUCCUUACACUUAAUUCAGGAAUCCCUUGCAUUCAUUGACAAGCAGUUGGCAGCUUAUAUUGCUGAAAAAGUGGAUGCAGCUCAAAUGCCUCAGGAAGCACAGAAAAUCCAGUCAGAAUUGACAAGUCAUGAGAUCAGUUUAGAAGAAAUGAAGAAACAUAACCAAGGAAAGGAGGCUACCCAAAGAGUUCUAUCCCAAAUUGAUGUUGCACAGAAAAAAUUGCAGGAUGUCUCCAUGAAGUUUCGAUUAUUCCAGAAACCAGCCAAUUUUGAACAGCGUCUAGAAGAAAGUAAAAUGAUUUUAGAUGAAGUGAAGAUGCACUUGCCUGCACUGGAAACAAAGAGUGUUGAACAGGAAGUAGUACAGUCACAGUUAAAUCAUUGUGUGAAUUUGUAUAAAAGUCUGAGUGAGGUGAAGUCUGAAGUGGAAAUGGUGAUAAAAACCGGACGUCAAAUUGUACAGAAGAAGCAGACGGAAAACCCCAAAGAGCUUGAUGAAAGAGUGACAGCUUUGAAAUUGCAUUAUAAUGAGCUGGGUGCGAAGGUAACAGAAAGAAAACAGCAGUUGGAGAAAUGCUUGAAGUUGUCCCGUAAGAUGCGGAAGGAAAUGAAUGUCUUGACAGAAUGGCUGGCAGCUACAGAUAUGGAAUUGACAAAGAGAUCAGCAGUUGAAGGAAUGCCUAGUAAUUUGGAUUCUGAAAUUGCCUGGGGAAAGGCUACUCAGAAAGAGAUUGAAAAGCAAAAGCUGCAUUUGAAGAGUGUCACAGAACUAGGAGAGGCUUUGAAAACGGUGUUGGGCAAGAAGGAGACCUUGGUAGAAGAUAAACUGAGUCUUCUGAAUAGUAACUGGAUAGCUGUCACUUCCCGAGCAGAAGAGUGGUUAAAUCUUUUGUUGGAAUACCAGAAACACAUGGAAACCUUUAACCAGAACGUCGAUCAGAUUACAAAGUGGAUUAUUCAGGCUGAUAUACUUUUGGAUGAAUCUGAGAAAAAGAAACCCCAGCAAAAAGAAGACAUACUUAAGCGUUUAAAGGCUGAAAUGAAUGACAUGCGCCCAAAGGUGGACUCCACACGUGAUCAAGCAGCGAACUUGAUGGCAAACCGCGGUGACCACUGCAGGAAAAUAGUAGAACCUAAAAUCUCAGAGCUCAACCAUCGAUUUGCAGCCAUUUCUCACAGAAUUAAGACUGGAAAGGCCUCCAUUCCUUUGAAGGAAUUGGAGCAGUUUAACUCAGAUAUACAAAAAUUGCUUGAACCACUGGAGGCUGAAAUUCAGCAGGGGGUGAAUCUGAAAGAGGAAGACUUCAAUAAAGAUAUGAGUGAAGACAAUGAGGGUACUGUAAAAGAAUUGUUGCAAAGAGGAGACAACUUACAACAAAGAAUCACAGAUGAGAGAAAGCGAGAGGAAAUAAAGAUAAAACAGCAGCUGUUACAGACAAAACAUAAUGCUCUCAAGGAUUUGAGGUCUCAAAGAAGAAAAAAGGCUCUAGAAAUUUCUCAUCAGUGGUAUCAGUACAAGAGGCAGGCUGAUGAUCUCCUGAAAUGCUUGGAUGACAUUGAAAAAAAAUUAGCCAGUCUACCCGAACCCAGAGAUGAAAGGAAAAUAAAGGAAAUUGAUCGUGAAUUGCAGAAGAAGAAAGAGGAGCUGAAUGCAGUGCGUAGGCAAGCUGAGGGCUUGUCUGAGGAUGGGGCCGCAAUGGCAGUGGAGCCAACUCAGAUCCAGCUCAGCAAGCGCUGGAGGGAAAUUGAGAGCAAAUUUGCUCAGUUUCGAAGACUCAACUUUGCACAAAUUCACACUCUCCGUGAAGAAACAAUGGUGGUGAUGACUGAAGACAUGCCUUUGGAAAUUUCUUAUGUGCCUUCUACUUAUCUGACUGAGAUCACUCAUGUCUCACAAGCCCUAUCAGAAGUGGAACAACUUCUCAAUGCGCCUGACCUCUGUGCUAAAGAUUUUGAAGAUCUUUUUAAACAAGAGGAGUCUUUGAAGAAUAUAAAGGACAGUCUGCAACAAAUCUCAGGUCGAAUUGACAUAAUUCACAACAAGAAGACAGCAGCAUUACAAAGUGCCAUGCCAGUGGAAAGGGCAAAACUACAGGAAGCUCUCUCACAGCUGGAUUUCCAAUGGGACAAAGUGAACAGAAUGUACAAGGACCGACAAGGGCAAUUUGACAAAUCUGUUGAAAAAUGGCGGCAUUUUCAUUAUGACAUGAAGAUAUUUAACCAAUGGCUAACGGAAGCUGAACAGUUUUUCAAAAAGACACAAAUUCCUGAGAAUUGGGAACAUGCUAAAUACAAAUGGUAUCUUAAGGAACUCCAGGAUGGCAUUGGGCAGAGGCAAACUGUUGUCAGAACCCUGAAUGCAACUGGAGAAGAAAUAAUUCAACAGUCCUCCAAAACAGAUGCCAGUAUUCUGCAGGAAAAAUUGGGAAGCCUGAAUCUACGGUGGCAGGAGGUCUGCAAACAGCUGGCAGAAAGAAAAAAGAGGCUAGAAGAACAAAAGAAUAUCUUGUCAGAAUUUCAAAGAGAUUUAAAUGAAUUUGUUUUAUGGUUGGGAGAAGGAGAUAGCAUUACUAGUAUUCCACUUGAACUUGGAAAUGAGCAGCAGCUAAAAGAAAAGCUUGAACACGUCAAGUUACUGGUGGAAGAGUUGCCUCUGCGCCAGGGAAUUCUAAAACAAUUAAAUGAAACCGGAGGAACAGCACUUGUAAGUGCUCCCAUAAGCCCAGAAGAGCAAGAUAAACUUGAAAAUAAGCUCAAACAGACAAACCUCCAGUGGAUAAAGGUUUCUAGAGCUUUACCUGAAAAACAAGGAGAACUUGAGGCUCAUAUAAAAGAUCUUGGGCAGCUUGAACAACAGUUGGAUCAUCUGCUUCUAUGGCUGUCUCCUAUUAGGAAUCAGUUGGAAAUUUAUAACCAAACAACUCAAACAAGACCAUUGGACAUUAAGGAAACUGAAGUAGCAGUUCAAGCUAAACAACCAGAUGUGGAGAGGAUUUUGUCUAAAGGGCAGCAUUUGUACAAGGAAAAACCAGCCACUCAGCCAGUGAAGAAGAAGCUGGAAGAUCUGAGCACUGAGUGGGAAGCAGUAAACAAUUUACUUCAAGAGCUGAGGGCAAAAUACCCUGACCUUGUUCCUGGACUGACCCCUAUUGGAGCCUCUCCUAGUCAGACUGUUACUCUAGUGACACAACCUGUGGUUACCAAGGAAACUGCUGUCUCCAAACUAGAAAUGCCAUCUUCAUUGCUGUUGGAAGUUCCUGCUCUGGCAGAUUUCAACCGGGCUUGGACAGAACUUACUGAAUGGCUUUCUCUGCUUGAUCGAGUGAUAAAAUCACAAAGGGUGAUGGUCGGUGAUCUUGAAGACAUCAACGAGAUGAUCAUCAAGCAGAAGGCAACACUGCAGGAUUUGGAACAGAGGCGCCCACAGUUGGAAGAACUCAUAACUGCUGCUCAGAAUUUGAAAAACAAAACCAGCAAUCAAGAAGCUAGAACAAUUAUUACUGAUCGAAUUGAAAGAAUUCAGAAUCAGUGGGAUGAAGUACAGGAACACCUUCAGAAUCGGAGGCAACAAUUGAAUGAAAUGUUAAAGGAUUCAACACAAUGGCUGGAAGCUAAGGAAGAAGCUGAGCAGGUCUUACGACAGGCCAGAGCCAAACUUGAAUCAUGGAAGGAGGGUCCUUAUAUAAUGGAUACAAUCCAAAAGAAAAUCACUGAGACCAAGCAGUUGGCCAAAGACCUCCGUCAAUGGCAGAUAAACAUAGAUGUGGCAAAUGACUUGGCCCUGAAACUUCUCCGGGAUUAUUCUUCAGAUGACACCAGAAAAGUACACAUGAUAACAGAGAACAUCAAUGCAUCUUGGGCAAAUAUUCAUAAAAGAGUGAGUGAACGAGAGGCUGCUUUGGAAGAAACUCACAGAUUACUACAACAGUUCCCCCUGGACCUGGAGAAGUUUCUUGCCUGGCUCACAGAAGCUGAAACAACUGCCAAUGUCCUACAGGAUGCUACCUAUAAGGAGAGACUCCUAGAAGACUCCAAGGGAGUAAGAGAGCUGAUGAAACAAUGGCAAGACCUCCAAGGAGAAAUCGAAGCUCAUACAGAUAUCUAUCACAACCUAGACGAAAAUGGCCAAAAAAUCCUGAGAUCCCUGGAAGGUUCUGAUGAAGCGGCACUGUUACAAAGACGUCUGGAUAACAUGAACUUCAAGUGGAGUGAGCUGCGGAAAAAGUCUCUCAACAUUAGGUCCCAUUUGGAAGCCAGUUCUGACCAAUGGAAGCGUCUGCACCUCUCCCUUCAGGAACUGCUGGUGUGGCUCCAGCUGAAAGAUGAUGAAUUAAGCAGGCAGGCACCUAUUGGAGGCGAUUUUCCAGCAGUUCAGAAGCAGAAUGAUGUACACAGGGCCUUCAAGAGGGAAUUGAAAACUAAAGAACCUGUAAUCAUGAGCACUCUUGAGACUGUACGAAUAUUUCUGACAGAGCAGCCUUUGGAAGGACUAGAGAAACUCUACCAGGAGCCCAGAGAGCUGCCUCCUGAAGAGAGAGCCCAGAAUGUCACUCGGCUACUACGAAAGCAGGCUGAGGAGGUCAACACUGAGUGGGAAAAAUUGAACCUGCACUCUGCUGACUGGCAGAGGAAAAUAGAUGAGGCCCUUGAAAGACUACAGGAACUUCAGGAAGCUACCGAUGAGUUGGAUCUCAAGCUGCGCCAGGCCGAGGUGAUCAAGGGAUCCUGGCAGCCAGUGGGCGAUCUCCUCAUUGACUCUCUCCAAGAUCACCUCGAAAAAGUCAAGGCACUUCGGGGAGAGAUUGCACCUCUAAAAGAGAAUGUAAGCCACGUCAAUGAUCUUGCUCGCCAGUUGACCACAUUGGGCAUUCAGCUCUCACCAUAUAACCUCAGCACUCUGGAAGACCUGAACACCAGAUGGAAACUACUACAGGUGGCCGUGGAGGACCGUGUCAGGCAGCUGCAUGAAGCCCACAGGGACUUUGGCCCAGCAUCCCAGCACUUCCUUUCCACUUCUGUCCAGGGUCCCUGGGAGAGAGCCAUCUCACCAAACAAAGUGCCCUACUAUAUCAACCACGAGACCCAAACAACAUGCUGGGACCAUCCCAAAAUGACAGAGCUCUACCAGUCUUUAGCUGAUCUGAAUAAUGUCAGGUUCUCAGCUUAUAGGACUGCCAUGAAACUCCGAAGACUGCAGAAGGCCCUUUGUUUGGAUCUCUUGAGCUUGUCAGCUGCAUGUGAUGCUUUGGACCAGCACAACCUCAAGCAAAAUGACCAGCCCAUGGAUAUCCUGCAGAUCAUUAAUUGUUUGACCACCAUUUAUGAUCGCCUGGAGCAAGAGCACAACAACUUGGUCAAUGUCCCUCUCUGUGUGGAUAUGUGUCUCAACUGGCUACUGAAUGUUUAUGAUACGGGACGAACCGGGAGGAUCCGGGUCCUGUCUUUUAAAACUGGCAUCAUUUCUCUGUGUAAAGCACAUUUGGAAGACAAGUACAGAUACCUUUUCAAGCAAGUGGCAAGUUCAACAGGAUUUUGUGACCAGCGCAGGCUGGGCCUCCUUCUACAUGAUUCUAUCCAAAUCCCAAGACAGCUGGGUGAAGUUGCAUCCUUUGGGGGCAGUAACAUUGAACCAAGCGUCAGAAGCUGCUUUCAAUUUGCUAAUAAUAAACCAGAGAUUGAAGCAGCCCUCUUCCUAGACUGGAUGAGACUGGAACCCCAGUCCAUGGUGUGGCUGCCCGUCCUGCACAGAGUGGCUGCUGCAGAAACUGCCAAGCACCAGGCCAAGUGUAAUAUCUGCAAGGAGUGUCCCAUCAUUGGAUUCAGGUACAGGAGUCUAAAGCACUUUAAUUAUGACAUCUGCCAAAGCUGCUUUUUUUCUGGUCGAGUUGCAAAAGGCCAUAAAAUGCACUACCCCAUGGUGGAAUAUUGUACUCCGACUACAUCAGGAGAAGAUGUCCGUGACUUUGCCAAGGUACUAAAAAACAAAUUUCGAACCAAAAGGUAUUUUGCGAAGCAUCCCCGAAUGGGCUACCUGCCAGUGCAGACUGUCUUAGAGGGGGACAACAUGGAAACUCCCGUUACUCUGAUCAACUUCUGGCCAGUAGAUUCUGCGCCUGCCUCGUCCCCUCAGCUUUCACACGAUGAUACUCAUUCACGCAUUGAACAUUAUGCUAGCAGGCUAGCAGAAAUGGAAAACAGCAAUGGAUCUUAUCUAAAUGAUAGCAUCUCUCCUAAUGAGAGCAUAGAUGAUGAACAUUUGUUAAUCCAGCAUUACUGCCAAAGUUUGAACCAGGACUCCCCCCUGAGCCAGCCUCGUAGUCCUGCCCAGAUCUUGAUUUCCUUAGAGAGUGAGGAAAGAGGGGAGCUAGAGAGAAUCCUAGCAGAUCUUGAGGAAGAAAACAGGAAUCUGCAAGCAGAAUAUGAUCGUCUAAAGCAACAACAUGAACAUAAAGGCCUGUCCCCACUGCCGUCUCCUCCAGAAAUGAUGCCCACCUCUCCACAGAGUCCUCGGGAUGCUGAGCUCAUUGCUGAGGCCAAGCUACUGCGUCAACACAAAGGCCGCCUGGAAGCCAGGAUGCAAAUCCUGGAAGAUCACAAUAAACAGCUGGAGUCACAGUUACACAGGCUGAGGCAGCUGCUGGAGCAACCCCAGGCAGAGGCCAAGGUGAAUGGUACCACAGUAUCUUCUCCUUCGACCUCUCUACAGAGGUCAGAUAGCAGUCAGCCUAUGCUGCUCCGAGUGGUUGGCAGUCAAACUUCAGAAUCUAUGGGUGAGGAAGAUCUUCUCAGUCCUCCCCAGGACACAAGCACAGGGUUAGAGGAAGUGAUGGAGCAACUCAACAACUCCUUCCCUAGUUCAAGAGGAAGAAAUACCCCUGGAAAACCAAUGAGAGAGGACACAAUGUAGGAAGCCUUUUCCACAUGGCAGAUGAUUUGGGAAGAGCGAUGGAGUCCUUAGUUUCAGUCAUGACAGAUGAAGAAGGGGCAGAAUAAAUGUUUUACAACUCCUGAUUCCCGCAUGGUUUUUAUAAUAUUCAUACAACAAAGAGGAUUAGACAGUAAGAGUUUACAAGAAAUAAAAUCUAUAUUUUUGUGAAGGGUAGUGGUACUAUACUGUAGAUUUCAGUAGUUUCUAAGUCUGUUAUUGUUUUGUUAACAAUGGCAGGUUUUACACGUCUAUGCAAUUGUACAAAAAAGUUAUAAGAAAACUACAUGUAAAAUCUUGAUAGCUAAAUAACUUGCCAUUUCUUUAUAUGGAACGCAUUUUGGGUUGUUUAAAAAUUUAUAACAGUUAUAAAGAAAGAUUGUAAACUAAAGUGUGCUUUAUAAAAAAAAAAGUUGUUUAUAAAAACCCCUAAAAACAAACACAUACACGCGCGCACACACACACACACACACGCACACACAAGACACACACGAACUGAGGCAGCGCAUUGUUUUGCAUUGUUUUAGUGUAAUAUUCAUAUGAGGUUCAUGGCUUUUUUUCUUUCCUUGCAUAUUAAAGAUAGGACUUCUUCUAACACCACCAAAUGACUACUUCACAUUGCUCCUUUGAGUAUUGUUGACUGAGUGGGUCUGGCUGUAGGCUUUCAUUUUAUACAUCUAUAUGUCUAUAAGUAUAUAAAUACUAUAGGUAUAUAGAGAAAGGGAAAGAAUUUCUAUAGACCUUUUAAAUUUCUUCUUCAAAUGUUCCUGCCACUUUCUAAUGGGAAAAAAACUGCUUCUAGUCAUCUGGACUUACCUGCUUGGUCUUGAAUGAAUUUUCCCUGGAGCCUGAAGCUAGGAGGAAACUACCACACUAAAACAUUGUCCAGGACUCCAGAUGUUUCUCAUUUUAAACUUUCCACUGACGACUAGAGUAUUGAA
Molecule: messenger RNA, 10662 nt
Organism: Urocitellus parryii (Arctic ground squirrel)
Lineage: Eukaryota; Metazoa; Chordata; Mammalia; Rodentia; Sciuridae
Source: RefSeq, a predicted model, not a curated record